Plectropomus leopardus (leopard coralgrouper) is the source of this 694-nucleotide messenger RNA. The record is from RefSeq and is a predicted model, not a curated record. NCBI's taxonomy places the organism in Eukaryota, Metazoa, Chordata, Actinopteri, Perciformes, Serranidae.
GCCUCGUCUCCGGUGUGAGUCUGGUCGAUGUCGUCUGGAGUCAGAGCGACGUGUUGGCGCAGGAGAUCCUCGUCUCGUCCUCCUUCAUCGAGGAGCUGCGGUCCGGUCAGCUGACACAAAGCCGCUACACCAACUUCAUCCAGCAGGAGGCGCUCUAUCUGCACAGAGUCAGCAGCACACUGGAGGCUCUGAUUAGUCGUUUACAGGAAGCAGAUGACGUGAGGUCGCUGCUGCUGGACACACUCAAACACUACAGCCGCACAAACCAGAGCCUCCUUGCCUCGCCUCCCCCGCAGUGGCUCGUCGUCUCCCUCCAGUCCUUCCACUCGGUGGUCCUGGAGGAGCCGGUUUACUGGCUGGUGGCUCUGUCGGCGCGGGCCUGCCUCCGUAACUUCCUGUUCUCUGAGCUCGGGCCUGACGCUCGGCGGGGGUCGGAGGUCAAAGGCGGUGACCUCUACGAGGAGUGGAGAGACGACGCUCUGUGGGAGGUCACCUGGACACACAGGUUCAGGCAGGUGCUGGAGGAGCAGCAGGAGCACGUGGACGUCUAUAAAGCCGUAAACGUCUUCAGAGCGCACAUGAUGAACCAGAAGAGUUUCUACAAAGCCGUAGACUGUGAUGAAGAGGACCAGAGAUGAAGAGGAGGAGGGCAAGAAACGUCCUGCAAGAUGCAAAAAGGUGACAAGAACACGAC